This is a messenger RNA of Saccostrea cuccullata (small rock oyster), 708 nucleotides long. RefSeq names its product EF-hand calcium-binding domain-containing protein 7-like. Bases 1 to 708 code for a protein of 235 amino acids. The transcript has 8 exons. Gene Ontology annotation, biological process: positive regulation of protein localization to ciliary membrane. Gene Ontology annotation, molecular function: calcium ion binding. Lineage: Eukaryota; Metazoa; Mollusca; Bivalvia; Ostreida; Ostreidae. The record is from RefSeq and is a predicted model, not a curated record. Gene Ontology annotation, cellular component: plasma membrane protein complex; ciliary membrane.
AUGGCACUACCAAGAGCAGUGCAAAAUGUCAAACGGGCCAGUCGAAGUUCCCUUGGUGGGGAUAAUGGGGAGUUCUACCUUGAGUGUAAAGCUGCUUACCUGUCUAUUUAUGACAAUAUCAAGGAUGAGAUUGAUUCAUUGGAGGACCUCAUCCAAGUUUUACAGCAGGCCGGUAGAAAUCCAUCAAAAAGAGUCUUGUCUAAAUACUGGAAAUCUGAUACAGACCACUUGACAUUUGAUGAUUUUGUCGACAUCUGUAAAAAGGAAAAGGCCACCACUGCUGACGACUUAAUGAAAGCAUUCAGAAAGAUAGACAUUAAUGGAGAUGGAUAUAUUUCCCUGGAGGAGCUGUACAAAAUCAUGACUACUAAAGGUGAAAAGAUGAGUCGUUCAGAAGUAAAAAAGAUGAUUGAUGAAGUGGAUGAAAAUAAAGAUGGUCGUCUGGAUUAUGGGGAGUUCCACUACCCUGAGUUUUGCAAGAUGAUCAUGGAAACAACAGAGGAAUGUAAGAAGGCAUCUCGGAAGAUCAUGGAGAAAAAAGAACAAAAAAGAAGGAAGGAAGAGCUGACCAAAACAAGUGAUUCUAGGUCAGGUUCCCAGAUAUCCGUUAAAUCUGCUGCGUCCGUAAAAAGUAAGAGCCCUCUACAGUUUCACUGGUGUGGCAUCACAAUUUCGCACAUCCCCCAUCCAUUUUGCUCAUACAUCUAA